CGUACAACUCAGUGGUGCGGACUUUGCCUCCUGCUACCCUGUUGCUGCGCCGAGCGGGGUGGGAAAGUUUCUGGAGUUGUCAGUCGCGCAGCCCGUGGCCACCUAGAGCUGAGGUGCGGGCGCCUGCGAAGGGCCCCCGCGGGGAGGCCGGGGCUGCCGGGGCAUGCAGCGCGGGGGCGCGGCUCGGUGACUCCGCGGGCGGGGACCAGGCAUCCGGGCAGGCUGCGCGCGGGUGCGGGGCGAGGGCGCCGCGGGGACUGGGACGCACGGCCCGCGCGCGGGACACGGCCAUGGAGGACGCGGGAGCAGCUGGCCCGGGGCCCGAGCCGGAGGCCGAGCCCGAGCCCGAGCCCGAGCCCGCGCCGGAGCCGGAACCGGAGCCCGAGCCGGGUGCUGGCACAUCCGAGGCGUUCUCCCGACUCUGGACCGACGUGAUGGGUAUCCUGGACGGUUCACUGGGAAACAUCGAUGACCUGGCACAGCAGUAUGCAGAUUAUUACAACACCUGUUUCUCCGACGUGUGCGAGAGGAUGGAGGAGCUACGGAAACGGCGGGUUUCCCAGGACCUGGAAGUGGAGAAACCCGAUGCUAGCCCCACGUCACUUCAGCUGCGGUCCCAGAUCGAAGAGUCGCUUGGCUUCUGUAGCGCCGUGUCAACACCAGAAGUGGAAAGAAAGAACCCUCUUCAUAAAUCAAACUCAGAAGACAGCUCUGUAGGAAAAGGAGACUGGAAGAAGAAAAAUAAGUAUUUCUGGCAGAACUUCCGAAAGAACCAGAAAGGAAUAAUGAGACAGACUUCAAAAGGAGAAGACGUUGGUUAUGUUGCCAGUGAAAUAACGAUGAGCGAUGAGGAGCGGAUUCAGCUAAUGAUGAUGGUCAAAGAAAAGAUGAUCACAAUUGAGGAAGCACUUGCUAGGCUCAAGGAAUACGAGGCCCAGCACCGGCAGUCGGCUGCCCUGGACCCUGCUGACUGGCCAGAUGGUUCUUACCCAACAUUUGAUGGCUCAUCAAACUGCAAUUCAAGAGAACAAUCGGAUGAUGAGACUGAGGAGUCGGUGAAGUUUAAGAGGUUACACAAGCUGGUAAACUCCACUCGCAGAGUCAGAAAGAAACUAAUUAGGGUGGAAGAAAUGAAAAAACCCAGCACUGAAGGUGGGGAGGAGCACGUGUUCGAGAAUUCGCCGGUCCUGGAUGAACGGUCCGCCCUCUACUCUGGCGUGCACAAGAAGCCCCUUUUCUUUGAUGGCUCUCCUGAGAAACCUCCCGAAGAUGACUCAGACUCUCUCACCACGUCUCCAUCCUCCAGCAGCCUGGACACCUGGGGGGCCGGCCGGAAGUUGGUCAAAACCUUCAGCAAAGGAGAGAGUCGGGGCCUGAUUAAGCCCCCCAAGAAGAUGGGGACAUUCUUCUCCUACCCAGAAGAAGAAAAGGCCCAGAAAGUGUCCCGCUCCCUCACCGAGGGGGAGAUGAAGAAGGGUCUCGGGUCCCUAAGCCACGGGGUAAGUACGGAUGGUGUUUGCUUCUAUGACAACCACCGUCGCAGGCACCACCUUCUGGUGUCCCUGGAGGAGUUUCAGAGUGUCCGGAAGCAAAUCCGCUUGAAGAAAACGGAUACUAAUUAUUCCUGUUCCAGAGCUUUUCUCUGCCAGCGUCCCUCCAGAAAAGGAGUCACCAGCACCACCUGUGACCUGCAGCUGCUCCGGCAGAAAGGCAAAGGGGGCGGGAGCUGCGGCUUCCCCGGCAGGAGGGUGCGCAGGCGCACCUCGGUCAGCGAGUUCAAUAUCACCUACGUGGUGGAGCGGAGCCUGUACAGCCACCUGAACCUGACCCAGCUAGUGCGGCCAGCCUCAGACAGGACCCUGAGCAAGGCUGAGAGACAGGACCUGAGGCGGUGCCUGCUGGAGGAGGAUGAGGAGGCAAAGAGGAAGUGGGCCGCCACGGUCGACCGCUGUACUAAAAGGGUUCUCUUGAGAAUCCACCAGAAGUCUAGAACCUGCAGUUUUGGAGGAUUUGACUUGACGAAUCGCUCUCUGCACGUUGGCAGUAAUAAUUCUGACCCAAUGGGUAAAGAAGGAGACUUUGUGUACAAAGAAGUCAUCAAAUCACCUACUGCCUCUCGCAUCUCUCUUGGGAAAAAGGUGAAAUCAGUGAAAGAGACGAUGAGAAAGAGAAUGUCUAAAAAAUAUAGCAGCUCUGUCUCUGAGCAGGACUCGGGCCUUGAUGGAAUGCCUGGCUCCCCUCCGCCUUCACAGCCUGACCCCGAACACUUGGACAAGCCCAAGCUCAAGGCCGGGGGUUCUGUAGAAAGUCUUCGCAGUUCUCUGAGUGGGCAGAGCUCCAUGAGUGGUCAAACAGUGAGCACCACCGAUUCCUCAGCCAGCAACCGGGAAAGCGUCAAGUCGGAAGAUGGGGAUGAUGAAGAGCCGCCUUACCGAGGCCCGUUCUGCGGGCGUGCCAGGGUGCACACCGACUUCACCCCCAGUCCCUAUGACACAGACUCGCUGAAGCUCAAGAAAGGAGAUAUCAUUGAUAUAAUCAGCAAGCCACCCAUGGGGACCUGGAUGGGCCUGCUGAACAACAAAGUCGGCACGUUCAAGUUCAUCUACGUGGACGUGCUCAGUGAGGACGAGGAGAAACCCAAACGCCCCACCAGGAGGCGGCGGAAAGGACGACCACCCCAGCCCAAGUCUGUGGAGGAUCUCCUGGAUCGGAUUAACCUGAAAGAGCACAUGCCCACUUUCCUGUUUAAUGGAUAUGAAGAUUUGGACACCUUUAAGCUGCUGGAGGAGGAAGACUUGGAUGAGUUAAAUAUCAGGGACCCGGAACACAGAGCUGUUCUCUUGACAGCAGUGGAGCUGUUACAAGAGUAUGACAGUAACAGUGACCAGUCAGGAUCCCAGGAGAAGCUGCUCGUUGACAGCCAGGGCCUGAGUGGAUGCUCACCCCGAGACUCAGGAUGCUACGAAAGCAGUGAGAACCUGGAAAACGGCAAGACUCGGAAAGCUAGCCUCCUAUCUGCCAAGUCAUCCACCGAGCCCAGCUUGAAAUCUUUUAGCAGAAACCAGUUGGGCAAUUACCCAACAUUGCCUUUAAUGAAAUCAGGGGAUGCACUGAAGCAGGGACAGGAGGAGGGCAGGCUGGGUGGUGGCCUCGCCCCAGACACGCCCAAGAGCUGUGACCCACCUGGUGUGACUGGUUUGAAUAAAAACCGAAGAAGCCUCCCAGUUUCCAUCUGCCGGAGCUGUGAGACCCUGGAGGGCCCCCAGACUGUGGACACCUGGCCCCGAUCCCAUUCCCUGGAUGACCUUCAAGCGGAGCCUGGUGCUGAGCAAGACGUGCCUCCUGAGGUGACAGAACCGCCCCCUCAGAUUGUACCCGAAGUGCCACAGAAGACGACUGCCUCUUCCACGAAGGCCCAGCCCCUGGAGCGAGACUCUGCUGUCGACAAUGCAUUGCUACUGACCCAAAGCAAGAGAUUUUCUGAACCUCAGAAAUUGACAACUAAGAAACUGGAGGGCUCAAUCGCAGCCUCUGGUCGCGGCCUGUCACCCCUUCAGUGUCUGCCCAGAAACUAUGAUGCUCAGCCUCCUGGAGCUAAACACGGUUUAGCAAGGACACCUCUGGAGGGCCACAGAAAAGGACACGAGUUUGAAGGAACACACCAUCCCCUGGGCACCAAAGAAGGGGUAGAUGCUGAGCAGAGAAUGCAGCCCAAAAUUCCAUCACAGCCUCCACCUGUUCCUGCCAAAAAGAGCAGAGAACGCCUUGCUAACGGACUCCACCCUGUUCCCAUGGGCCCCAGUGGGACCCUCCCCAGCCCCGAUGCGCCAUGCCUGCCAGCGAAAAAGGGCAGCCCUGCCAGCCCCACCAGCCCUAGCAACUGUCCCCCAGCACUGGCUCCCAGGCCUCUCUCAGGGCAGGCGCCUGGCAGCCCACCAAGCACAAGGCCGCCCCCCUGGCUCUCAGAGCUCCCCGAGAACACAAGCCUCCAGGAGCACGGUGUGAAGCUGGGCCCAGCUUUGACCAGGAAGGUCUCCUGUGCCCGGGGAGUGGAUCUAGAAACGCUCACUGAAAACAAGCUGCACGCCGAAGGCAUCGAUCUCACGGAGGAGCCGUAUUCUGAUAAGCAUGGCCGCUGUGGGAUUCCUGAAGCCCUGGUGCAGAGAUAUGCAGAGGACUUGGAUCAGCCCGAGAGGGACGUCGCCACCAACAUGGACCAGAUCCGGGUGAAGCAGCUUCGGAAGCAGCACCGCAUGGCGAUUCCAAGUGGUGGACUCACAGAAAUCUGCCGAAAGCCCGUCUCUCCUGGAUGCAUUUCGUCUGUGUCAGAUUGGCUCAUUUCCAUCGGUCUGCCCAUGUAUGCCAGCACCCUCUCCACCGCGGGCUUCAGCACACUGAGCCAAGUGCCUUCUCUGUCCCACACUUGCCUUCAGGAGGCCGGCAUCACAGAGGAGAGACACAUAAGAAAGCUCCUAUCUGCAGCCAGACUCUUCAAACUGCCACCAGGCCCUGAGGCCAUGUAGCCAGGCCCGGAAUGGGCCUCUCUGGACAAGAGCCACCCUUUCACUGUGCAUAUGAUGCUGAUGCAAUUUCUCCAUCUCUGGACGUGCAGACCAGAUCCAGAAGAAAGGCCUGGCGUGUGCCCAAACAGCGUGAAACCUUGGCACAGGACUGAGGAUCCUCUCCUCCAGAAAAGCCCCCUUGAGGAAAUUAGUGCGGUUCUCUUUGACCUCCAAAGACAAGACAAGCACUUAUUUUUAUUUUCAGAAGACGAACCAAGAUGCCAACUGGCUGCGAAUGCUCUGUCUCCAGUCUGUCUCUGUGUACUGGUAGAGGCUGGGAGGAGUAGGGGGCAGCCUGUUCCAUUUCUGAUAGUGCCCUUGCCCUUCUGUCUGUCAUCUUGCAGGAUGCCCAAGGGCCAGACGGGCUUAGCUAGGCCAAAGUAACAGACUCAAAAGUUAUUGUACAUUACUGACCAUGCUCAUUUGUUCAAAAGUUAGUUAGAACAUCUGGCUGCACCAGGAAAAAGAAAAAAAAAAAAAGUCCUGUUCUUCUUUAGAUAAACAAGAGACAUUUUCAUAAUUGCUUUCUAGCAAUCAGCUUUUAUUUGCCUUAAUAUAAGCUUUUAAGCAGUUAUCUAACUAGCGUCCACAACCCUGUAACCAUAGUUCCACAUCUUCAGCUUAGGCGGACAUCUAACCUCUCUGGGAGGUUUUCAGCAAAAGUGGGCUUUUCUAAUCGUCUCAUUGUAACAUGGCUUAUUUUGUAGAGGUAUUCAUCAGCCACAUACUUCAUGUUGGUUUUUGGUUUUUAAGCUAACUACAAAUCUAGUGAAAAGCUAUCUGAAAUUCACAAAGAUAUCGUGUGUGUGUGCGUGCGUGCGUGUGUGUCUGUAUUCAUAGUAAGUGCUUUUGGUUUUAACCAGUUUAGGAUCGUUACUGUGUGGGUCGUCGCACUGCAGUAUUGACUUGACUUGGAAUCCUGACCAUGUCCAUCCCAAAAUUCAGUCCUCAGUAAACGGAUCAUCUUUACAAAAGGUCACUGUGAGGUUGCAUAUUUCAGAAAGAUGUCCUUAAAAAGGGAAGUCAUGUAUAAGAUGUUUUCUAAAAGUCUUUUCAGUAUUACAACUAAUACUAUUAUCCUUCUUUUUUUUAUUUAGAUAAUUCUUUUAAUUUAAACAAAGGUUCAGUGUGGAGCCAGACAAACCACAUUAGCCAUGUUUUAAGUAUUUGCUACUUUAAAUUGUUUUACAACUGAUUUCAGUACAUUCUAUCCUCUUUAUUUAUUUUUUUUGAAAUGGAGUUUCACUCUUGUCACCCAGACUGGAGUGCAAUGGCACGAUCUUGGCUCACUGCAACCUCAGUCUCCCAUGUUCAAGUGAUUCUCCUGCCUUAGCCUCCCGAGUAGCUGGGAUUAUAGGCACCCACCACCACGCCCAGCUAAUUUUUGUAUUAUUAGUAGAGAUGGGGUUUCACCAUGUUGGCCAGGCUGGUCUCAAACUCCUGACCUCAGGUGGUCCACCCGCCUCAGCCUCCCAAAGUGCUGGGAUUACAGGUGUCAGCCACCGCACCUGGCCUCUAUCCUCUUUGGUCUGGUUUUCUAGCAAACAGUAAAUUUAAACAAGUAAACUAUUAUGGUUUCCAUUGCUUACAAAAUGAUUUUCCUUUACAUUCUUAUCAUGAACACUAUUAUAAGCAUCAAAUGCAAUCAUCUAAAAUAUAAAGGGCAAUCAUUUAUAAUAGAAACACCUUGACCACAAGCCCUUGAUUGAAAGUUUUAUAAUAUUUCAUCUACUUAUUAAAACAAAUAAUUUCCCUUGGGUUGGAGGGGAAGUGAUUUCAUAAAUUAGAAAGCCAUCUUUAGCAUAUCGCUUAUGUCUGGAUCCAUGUUUCUGAGGAAAAAGACAUUCUCAGGUGAUGUAUUUUUUUCAUGCAUUAGUGUGCAUUUUUAAAAAAUAAUGCAUGUUUCUUUAAUAAUUUUCAUCUUCUAUAAGAUGCCAUGUGAAGAAGUUGUGGAAAUGUAGAAUAAAAAGCUAAAGCUGCCAAAUUUCUAUUGAACUCUUAAAGACAACAGCUCAUGUUUGUCCUCUGGGGUUGUGGCCUAGCCUAUUUGCAAUGUAAUGAAGCUGCAGGGUUCUUGUAUAGCUAAAGCGUUCAAUGCUUUUCACUUGCUGUGGUGGAUGUGGGUGCUGUAGACAGGCUUCUUCUCUUCCUGCUCUCAAAAUACCUCGGCUUGACAUUCGGACAGAUCCUGUCAUUGUUUAAGCUGAGCAAAAAACCACACAAAAUUUGUGUAAGAGAUAACAAAGGAGAGAGAGAAAUCUCAUGUGAAUUUCCAAGUUGUUUUAAUUCGUUCUCCAUGAAGGAUUUUCAUUUAAGUGAAAGUCGCAGCAGAAGAGGGAACUUUCUGGAGUUUUUGAGAAUGCCAAACCAUAUUUUUAUCACACUUCUUUGGAAAUCAAUGCCUUUGCAUAGAAAAUCAAAUUCAGGGAUCACAAAGAACUUUCAGUGGGAAUGUCUGGUCUGAGGGGUCUGAGGUUGUUUUUACUUUAUUGUGUUGUUUAAAUAUUUUAAAAAUAUCUUUAGUGUUUGUUUGGUCUUUUUUUUUUUUUCUUUAAACAUUUGAUUUGGUCUGAGAAAAGCUGAAUGUUUGGGUGUGAUGUUUCACUGAGGUGGAUUGGGGCUGCCCGUGGACAUUAGUGAACAGGUGGUAGGCUUCAGCAAUAUCCAGUUUUAAUCAGUUGCAUUUGGUACAGAAUUUUGAGUAAUGGUGAAAAUUGUUGUCUUUGGAAAGCACAAAAGAAACCUGGAAAGGCAGUUCGGCUCAGGUAGCUACACAUAACAUUGUGUAUGAUUUUCACUUCAAAGCUGUCUGGAAGGAAAUGCAGUCAGCUCCAACUAGUACUAUUUAUGUACCCAGAUAACUAAGAUAUUGUUUCAUGGCCUUGCCUUAGAGGCCCUUUUCUCUGUCCUGAACCCCCAGGUAUGGGUGAAAUUGGAAAUUACUAAUCUAUUGGAAAUCAGUUCCUGACAUAGUAAAGUUUGCUUUCAUAACUGCAGCAAAAAAGGUCAACUUGCCAAGCCACCGCUGCCAUGUGUGUACUGUAUUAUUUUCAGAAAAAAAUAUAAUAGUCUGAGUCCAAGUUAUCUUGAUUUAAAAUUGAUAGAGAAAAGAAACUGUCGAGCAAGUUAUAUAACAACUAACAACAUUGCACUUUCUGUAUAUGAAAUCAAUAUUUAAAUAACUUAUUUUUCUCCAUUGCUGUUGUUAAAAACAUUGUAAGUAGCUGUAAUAUACCAGUACCAAUAUGUUCUUGCAAUUGCUUCAGCCCAAGAAAGCUGUGUAUUGUUUUAAAAAUUGUAAAAAUUAUUGUGAUGAUUCAUUUAGCAUAAAGAGAGGUGGACAGAAGGGUUUUCCUAUGUAUCAAAACUUGUCUAUAAUUAUGUCAUCUAUGUACCUAGAAAAAAAGUAAAUAAAUUUCUUCAGUUGAAUAUG
Molecule: messenger RNA, 7995 nt
Organism: Nomascus leucogenys (northern white-cheeked gibbon)
Lineage: Eukaryota; Metazoa; Chordata; Mammalia; Primates; Hylobatidae
Gene: SASH1
Product: SAM and SH3 domain containing 1
Exons: 20
Coding region: 291-4523 (1410 amino acids)
Molecular function (GO): protein binding
Source: RefSeq, a predicted model, not a curated record